Solea senegalensis (Senegalese sole) is the source of this 1496-nucleotide messenger RNA. RefSeq names its product store-operated calcium entry-associated regulatory factor-like. Gene Ontology annotation, biological process: regulation of store-operated calcium entry. Bases 93 to 1133 code for a protein of 346 amino acids. The record is from RefSeq and is a predicted model, not a curated record. Lineage: Eukaryota; Metazoa; Chordata; Actinopteri; Pleuronectiformes; Soleidae. The transcript has 7 exons. Gene Ontology annotation, cellular component: endoplasmic reticulum membrane.
AAACAGAUAACGCAGCAGAAGGUCCGGUUAGCUCGGUUAGCUCGGUUAGCUCGCUGUUAUCGUCGCGCUGAAGUCACGGAAGGAAGAAGAAGAUGAAGACGGAGAUGAAGCGGUUUGUUGUGGCGCUGUUGCCGCUUGUGUUGCUGGGACAUGUCCACAGCUGGGAUGACGAGAGUGUGCUGCUGCGGGACGUCCAGGUGUUGACUCUGUACAAGGGUCGCUUCACCCGGGGGAGACGCUCCCAACCGAUUCCUCAGCUCCAGUGCGUUGGUGGCACAGCGGGCUGCCACACCUUUGUCCCAGAGGUGGUGCAGUGUCAGAACAAAGGUUGGGAUGGAGUGGAUGUACAGUGGGAGUGCAAGACUGAUAUGGGCAACUCGUACCGUUUUGGUCGCAUCGAGGUGAGCUGUGAGGGUUACAACCACCCCAAUGAUGCCUACAUCCUGAAGGGCUCCUGUGGACUGGAGUACUCCCUGGAACUGACUGAAGACGGACGGAGGAGGACACAGGGAAACGGAUGGGGCUCCCAAGGAGGAUUCAAGGGAUUUGGAGAUCUCGGGGGCUUUGCCUCCAGCUUCUUCAGCGGUUUCUCAGGAAACAAUCACCAGCAGCAGCAGCAGCAGCAGCAGCAGCAGCAGCACAGUCAUCACAGCUCGCACCCGUCUCACAGUGGGGAUUUAGGAGGCCUGCUGGUGGUCGGCGUGCUUCUGCUCGUAGCCUAUUGUGUCUAUAAGCUGUUCCUCAGUGGAAACAUGGCCCAGUGGGGGCAGGAUGGAGGACAGACUGGUUACCCCGGAGGCAAUAACCAUGGCUCCACCGCAGGACCUCCACCCCCAGGAUUCAAGCCUGACUUCACAGGACAUGCUGGGGCAAACCCAGGCUACGGUUUCCAUAGUGACUACACUCAUGGACAACAGUUCCCAGGAGGCCGAGCUAACACUGGCACAGGUGGAGGGUUCUGGACUGGCAUGGGGACAGGAGGGCUGCUGGGAUAUCUGUUUGGUCGUCAGAGGAACCAUGGGAACAAUUACAACUACUACACAAAUACUCGACCUACACACUCCUCCUCCUCCUCCUCCUCCUCCUCUGGGACACGGACUGCUUCAGGUUUCGGAGGAACCAAGAGAAGAUAGAAGUUGUGGAGGUGAACAUCCUCCUCGUCAGUGGCUUCUUCUAUUAUUUCUGGGUAUUAGUGAGACUUUGACUCCCAAUCACAUUUUCAUCACAUGUAACAUGUUUAUAAAAGUCUGUCCACCUGUGAUUGGAUCACAGAUGUUAAUGUUAGAUCUGAACCAAACAGGAGGAGGAGUUCUGUUGCAGAGGUUCUGGACAGGAAGUUGUGAGGAACAGUUCUGUUACAGCGUAACAUACGUUUCAUGUCACUGUAACAAAAACACAACAAUGACCUUCAAUGUUUUAUAGUGUGUGACAGUAAAGUGAAUAUUUACUGUGUUUUCUUGUGAUAUAUAUGUAUGUAUAUAAUAAAAGUAUGAAAU